AUGCGGAAGCCCAGGAAAAAACCAACAAAUAGAGGAAAAGGUACAAGUCUCGCUCCUGAAUUCUCUUCUCCUUCUACUUCAGAGAGUUUGAUAGGUCUUGUAGAGGACGACGUCCCAAAUACUGAAUCUGGGAACACAGAGAGGAAGAAUGUCCCAAAUACUGAAUUUCGGAAAAAGGAGAGACUGCAAAUAAGGAAGGAUGCCCCAGAUGGUAAUUCUGGGAACAGGGAGAGACUACUUAUUGGGAAUGAUGCCCUGAAUAGUGAUGUUUGGAACAGGGAGACACCACCGAAAAGGAUGGACAUCCCAAACACUGGUAUUGGGGAUAUGGACGUCCUAGUUACUGAUUUUGGGAAUACGGAGAGACCACCCAUGAGGAAGGAUAUCCCGAAUACUGAUUUUGGGAGCAUGGAGAGACCACCAAUAAGGACAGACGUCCAAAACACUGAUUUGGAGAACAUGGAUGCCUCAAUUACUGAUGUUGAGAACAUGGAGAGACCGCCAUUAAGGAAGGGCAUCCCAAAUACUGAUUCUGGAAACAUGGAGAGACCAACGACAAUGAUGGACGUCCUAGAUGCUGAUUUUGGGAGCAUGGAGAGACCACCAGUAAGGCUGGUUGAGAAACAAAAGAUCGAAGAAAACCAAAAGAAUGACGAUGCAAAUAAGCAAGCCGUGGAUCUCCUACACAUGAUGGAGGAAUGGAGAGACCAAGUUAAUGAAGAGAAAAGGCAAUAUCGGUUAGAGAAAUUAGAGAUGCUUAGGAGAGGCUUGAGAUGGAUAAGGAGAGGCUUGAGAUGGAUAAAGAGAGGCUUCGACUCGACCGUGAGGACAAAGAGGAGAGAAUAA
Malus domestica (apple) is the source of this 846-nucleotide messenger RNA. The record is from RefSeq and is a predicted model, not a curated record. NCBI's taxonomy places the organism in Eukaryota, Viridiplantae, Streptophyta, Magnoliopsida, Rosales, Rosaceae.